CCACUUGAAAUGUAUUUGCAACAGUAGUUUCCACAUGUUUUUGAAACAGAAUAGUUAGUUUCUCAUACAUUUUUACAUUUCCACGCAGCUGGUAACAUGGGGCCUGCCAAAAGGACAAAUAGCAAAAGGCGGCCGAGUUUCCGCAAGCUGCUUAAAACCAGCAAUGUGAAGCUGAGCAACAAGCAGAAGACCAAGCAGUUCAGGCAGGAGAAUGCAGCCAAGAAGCAGCGCAAAGAGCAGCGCAAGCUCCGGCAAGCCAUCAGCGACGUGGGCUCCAAGGACCCCAAGCCUCUGGAACGCUACCACAAGAAGCCAGAGGAGGAGUUGGAUGAUGAGGAGGAGUUUCUGGAGGCGCUGCCUACAGACAUGAUGGAGGAGGACGACCUGGAGGAGAUCAGAGCGAUGGCACAGAGGGCCUCCUUCAUCACCAGAGACCUGUCAUCAUGUGCUCCAGUGCAUGCUAAGAAGCGUAAGGGAGGCCAGCUGCAGGCGUAUGAGAAGACUCCUCGUAAGAUGCGGAAGGGAGACGAGGAGAAGGAGCUGAUCCACCUGCUGCCCAUCAAGGACAAGACACGACUCAUACCGCAGAGCAUGGAGAAACCAGCAAAACCCGAAGAGCUGGAGGACGAUGAUGGUGAAUCAGAAGAGGAAGCGGAACAAGAUGAGGAGAUGUUUGUAGGUCCGUCGUUGAGUGCUGAGGAGCAUCUGGAGAUGAGAGCGGAGAAGCUGACGGAGAGGAAGGAGCGCAUUGCCAGGCUGGGAUCCGCUAUCCUGGCAGACCCCCACGCUAAUAUUAAGAGGGUGAAGGAGAUGAGGGCCAUGCUGAUGGAGACGGACCCCAGUGUCGCGGUGACGGUGCGCAAGCUGGUGAUGGUGUCCCUCAUGGAGGUCUUCAAGGACAUCGUGCCCUCGUACCGCAUACGACCUCUAACUCAGGAGGAGAAGGCAGCCAAGGUGAAGAAGGAUACUCAGCAGCUGCGUGAGUUUGAGGAGGGCCUGGUCAGCCAGUACAAGUUCUACCUGGAGAACCUGGAGCAGGUCGUCAAAGACUGGAAGCAGCGUAAGCACAAGGCGAGUGAGGCGGUGUCUCUGGACUGCUACGCGGGGCUGGCGGAGGUUGCGAUUCGCUGCAUGUGUGAGCUGAUGGUGGCGCUGCCGCACUUCAACUUCCACAACAACAUACUCGUCAUGGUGGUGCCGCACAUGAACGACCCCGCACGCAAGGUGAGUGAGAUGUGUUGUGAGGCGGUGCGGAGGCUGCUGAAGCAGGACAAGAUGGGGGAGGCCUCUCUGGGACUCGUCAAGGUCAUCUCCGGCAUCAUCAAGAGCAGAAACUACAACGUCAAGCCAGAGGUGUUGCGGACUCUGUUGUGUCUGCGUAUUAAGGAGGUGGAGGUGAAGAAGGAUGCGGAGGACCUGAAACAAAAACCAAAGAUCAUGAAGUACCAGGACAAGAAGAAGAACCUCUCACGCAUGCAGAGGAAGUGGAAGAAAGCUGAGGAGAAGCUCCAGAAAGAGCUGCUGGAGGCCGACGCCUGCGAGAGCAAAGAGAAGAAACUCAAACUGCACACGGAGACGCUGAACAUCGUCUUCCUGAUCUACUUCAGAAUCCUCAAGAAGGCCCAGAAGUCAGUUCUGCUCCCCGCGGUCCUGGAGGGGCUGGCAAAGUUUGCUCAUCUGAUCAACUUGGAGUUCUUUGAUGACUUGCUAGCGGUGCUUCAUAAUCUGAUCGUCAGCGGUGAUCUGUCCAAUCGCGAGAGCCUGCACUGUAUCCAGACCGCCUUCCAUAUCCUCUCAGGACAAGGUGAUGUGCUGAAUAUUGACCCGUUGAAAUUCUACACGCACCUGUACAAACUUCUCUUCACACUCAGUGCAGCUCGGUUUACGGAGGAGGCGGGUAUCGUGCUGCAGUGUCUGGAUGUCAUGUUGACUAAGCGUCGUAAGCAGGUGUCUCUGCUGAGGGCUCAGGCCUUUCUCAAGAGGCUCAGCACCCUCAGCCUGCACACACUACCUGACGCCGCCGUGGGCAUACUAGCGGCCAACAGGACCAUCAUGCACGCCUUCCCUAAGAGUGAUAUCAUGCUGGAUAACGAGAUGCAGGGCAGUGGCGUCUACAUGCCCGAACUGGAGGAACCGGAAUACUGCAACCCACAGAACACAUCGCUAUGGGAACUACACACACUCAAGCGCCACUACCACCCUGUGGUGAGGAGGUUUGCAGGUCACCUGAUGAGAGGGGCGCCCAGCGAGGGCAACGGAUCACUCAACGUGGAGCUGAGUCGCAGGUUGCCGGUUGAGCUGUUCGAGGACUACAGCGUGAAAGACAUGACCUUCAACCCCCCAGUAGGGGCGCCGCCCAACAAGAAAAAGGAUCACUUCACAAUCGGCCAUGCCUUCCUAGACUCUAAACUCAAGACUCAGAUCGACCAUGCUCUAGCAACGGAACCUGACUUCGCAACAUUGAAUUUUGCAGAACAUAUAAAAGUUCCCCAGAAUGAACCAGAACCGGAGAUGGAAUCUGGAAAAUCUUUGCCAGAACCAGAGUUAGAAUCUGGAAAAUCUUUGCCAGAACCAGUUUAAGAAAUCUUCUUGUACAGAAUUCUUGGAAUGUUUUUCUUUUUCUAUAAAAGCUAUCAAUAAAAGGCUUGUGUACAGGUUUUACCUAAACCUA
Engraulis encrasicolus (European anchovy) is the source of this 2671-nucleotide messenger RNA. It is a transcript of the gene noc3l, whose product is annotated as NOC3-like DNA replication regulator. The record is from RefSeq and is a predicted model, not a curated record. NCBI's taxonomy places the organism in Eukaryota, Metazoa, Chordata, Actinopteri, Clupeiformes, Engraulidae. Gene Ontology annotation, cellular component: nucleolus. The transcript is spliced from 21 exons. Bases 97 to 2580 code for a protein of 827 amino acids. Gene Ontology annotation, molecular function: chromatin binding. Gene Ontology annotation, biological process: DNA replication initiation.